This is a messenger RNA of Gaeumannomyces tritici R3-111a-1, 4347 nucleotides long. Its product is annotated as copper radical oxidase. Bases 736 to 4200 code for a protein of 1154 amino acids. NCBI's taxonomy places the organism in Eukaryota, Fungi, Ascomycota, Sordariomycetes, Magnaporthales, Magnaporthaceae. The record is from RefSeq and is a predicted model, not a curated record. The transcript has 4 exons.
GACCUCAUCUGUCGAUUGGACCCCUGUCCCGCUGGUUGAUGUGAUGCCUGCGAAAGGCAAUGGUACGGUACCUCAGCUGCCCGCCUCCCCCCUCCUUCGCCGCGCUCCACUCGCACUGGUCGUCUCGCACCCCUUUUUCUGCCGUCUUUGUUCUGCUUCGCUACUCGCUAGACUUUCCUUCGUUCGUCCAGGAAGCCCCAGGCGACGGCCACGGCCACGGACGCCCGCAAUUUCCAUCACAAACCCGUCGACCAGUGGCAUGGCCGCUACCGCCCCCCCUGCUCCCUAUAGUUUCUCCCGUUCUGGUUAAGCCGCGAGCUGCAGGGGGGUGGCAGCUCUGGGCCUAGCCAAGGUGCUGAAAUCCCCUCGCCCGGCUGUGCGAGGUCCCAGGCCCUCGGCCCACUCCAGCCAGGCCAGGACCGGCCGAGAUGCUCGGGCCUGCAGCCCUGCAGCCGCCGAGUAUGGGGCUUUGCUAUAGUGCCUGCCAUAAGACGGGGCGGGAGAUGAGGGUCGCAGAGUAGCAUCGGAGGCACGCUGCCAGCUGUGCCCAUGUCAGCGGUAUAAAGGAAUCCGUGCCGCCGCUGGAUCCCUUCUCGUCAGUUCCCUUAGCCCCACGGUUCUCCAACCCUCACAUUCGUUUCCGCCCACCACCAAGCUUGGUGCUGUGUUGGCUUCCUUGGGGUAUUUUUACCCUGUCCUUCGUUUUACUCGCCGCUCACGGCAGCAUCUGCCAGCAUGAGGUCCACGCAACAGAGCACCUUUACGGUGCUCUCGGCCCUGGCCGCCGUCACCAACGCCGGUCUCGUCCGCCGACUCCCCCCAGCCGCCACCCCUCCCGCGGGUUGGGCUUACCAGGGAUGCUAUGUUGAUGUCGGACGCACCCUGACUCUGGCCGCCACGGCCUCGGGUACCAUGACGGCACAGGCAUGCAUCAGCUUCUGCACUUCCAAGGGUUUGCAGUUUGCUGGUACCGAGUACCAUAACGAGUGCUACUGUGGCAGCCAGAUUGCUCCGACUGCCAACAAGGUGGCCGACUCCGAAUGCUCGACGGCUUGCUCAGGAGACGCCACUCAGGGCUGCGGUGGGCCUAGUCGUCUUACCAUCUACUAUAGCGCCCAGCCUGUCGGUCCCCAGCCCAACCCAUCGGUGAACGGCUUCAACCAUGUCGGAUGCUACACCGAGGGAACGAACACGCGUGCGCUGGGAACUGGAGGCGGUGUUCCCGCUGCCAACGUGGAUGCCACCACCUGCACGGCGGCCUGCCAGGCCAAGGGCUUCAUUCUUGCUGGCGUUGAGUACGGCGGCGAGUGCUACUGCGGCAACUCCCUUGGCGCUGGCUCGGUGCCGGCUUCGAGCGGCUGCAACACCAUCUGCAACGGCAACCCGAACGAGAUUUGUGGAGGCGCCAGCAGGCUCAACCUUUACAACUACCAGAACCAGUUCCCCAUCUCUUCGUCCAGCAGCCAGGCAAACACUGCUUCUAGUGCUACCGCAGCGGCUUCGGAGUCCGGUACUGUCACACUAGCCGGUUCCGAAACCGUGUCAUCAACCCCUGCUGCAGCCACCCCCACCGCUCCGGGCCAGCCAGCCAUCGUCGGAGCGUACAAGUGGUACGGCUGCCAGACCGAGGCCACCGGUGCCCGCGCUCUGGGCGCCCUCACCCGGGCUGACGAUCUGAUGACACUUGAGAUGUGUGCGAGCGUCUGCGCUGGCUACACCUACUUCGGCGUCGAGUAUGCCCGGGAAUGCUACUGCGGCAACAGCUUUGCGGCUGGCUCUGUGGCUGCCCCUGCCUCGGAGUGUAGUUUCACCUGCCCCGGCAACCAGUUCCAGUACUGCGGAGCUGGCAACCGUCUCUCGGUCUAUUCGCUCAACGGCCCGGCCAGCUCUUCGAGCGUUACCGGCACCACCGCAACGGGCACUGCGACGGCCACGACCAGCGCUGCUGUCCCCACCGGCAUGCCCGCCGGCUUCACGUACCAGGGUUGCUGGAUUGAUGGACCUAACGGCCGUGCCCUGCCAGACUACCAGGCUCCCGAUUCGCAGGCCCUCACCCAGGAGUCCUGCGCACAGCUUUGCAACAGCCGCGGCUUCAGCGUCUCGGGCACCGAGUACUCGACCCAAUGCUUCUGCUCCAACGCCGUCUACGCCGGCGGUGCCAAGACGGCCGAGUCGGAGUGCAACAUGCCCUGCUCCGGCAACCCCGCCCAGAAGUGCGGUGCUGGUGGCCGCCUCACCAUCUACAGCAAUGGAGUUCCCCAGACGUUCCAGCCGCCCGCACCCCAGACUGCCGGUCUCGACAACUGGGCCUAUCAGGGCUGCUACGUGGACAACGUGAACGACAAGCGCACAUUCUUCUGGAAGCUCGAGUUCCCUGGCACCAUGACCCCCAAGAUGUGCCUGGACCGCUGCCACAAGUACGGCUAUGCCGCUGCCGGUCUCGAGUACGGCCAGGAGUGCUACUGCGGUGACCCGCAGAACGUCAUUACCCAGGGCUCCACCAAGCGGCCCGAGUCCGAGUGCGGCGUCAUCUGCGCUGGCAACGCCACGGCCAUCUGCGGUGGCGGCUCGCGUCUGACGACCUACUUUUGGACCGGCGCGCCUCUCUACUCGUGGACCUUCCCGGCUACCCCGGCUGCCGGUGCUGGCAAGUACGACCUCCUGAUCGACGGCGUCACCAUCCCCCUGAUUGCGCAGGAGGGCAUUAACGGCAAGGUCGCCUUCCUGUCCAAGUGGGGUACUGGUCCCGGCAACGAGACUGGUGCUUAUGAGCUGGAUAUCUCCAUGAUCCCGACCAACCCUACCGGCGCUUGGAGGACGCUUCAUGUCAAGACCGACGUCUUCUGUGCUGCUGGUGUUACGCUACCCGACCGGGCUGGUCGCAUGCUCAAUAUCGGCGGCUGGUCUGGCGAGUCGACCGAGGGUGUGCGUCUGUUCGCCCCCUCGGGCACCAACGGCGUCCCUGGCACUACCGACUGGCAGGAGAACGUCAACCAGCUCAGCCUGCAGAAGGGCCGCUGGUAUCCGAGCGCCAUGGUCAUGGCCAACGGCUCCGUCAUGGUCAUCGGUGGUCAGGUUGGCUCCAACGGCGCUGCCGUGCCCUCCAUCGAGGUGCUCCCCUUUACGGGCUCCGCACCCGUCUAUAUGGACUGGCUCGACCGCACCAACCCUGACAACCUGUACCCCUUCGUUGCCGUGCUGCCCGGAGGCGGCAUCUUCGUCGCCUACUAUAACGAGGCCCGCAUUCUUGACGAGAGCACCUUUGCUACCACCAAGGAGCUGCCCAUGAUCCCCGGUGCCGUCAACGACGACAAGUCUGGCCGCACGUACCCACUCGAAGGCACCGCCGUGCUCAUGCCCCAGAAGGCGUCCAACGGCUACGCCGACCUUGAGGUGCUCAUCUGCGGUGGCUCUGCCAACGGUAUCUCCAACGCCCUGGACAACUGCGUCACCAUCGCGCCUCAGGCCGCCAACCCUGCCUGGGUCAUGGAGCGCAUGCCCUCGCCUCGCGUCAUGCCCUGCAUUGCUCCUCUGCCUGACGGAACCUACUUUGUUGGCAACGGUGCCAAGGCCGGUGUCGCCGGCUUCGGUCUCGCUACCAACCCCAACCUCAACUCGCUCCUCUAUGACCCGUCCAAGCCCGUUGGCUCGCGCUUUACCGUGGGUGCCAACACUACUAUCGCGCGCAUGUACCAUAGCGAGGCCAUCACUCUUCUUGACGGCCGCGUUCUGAUCUCGGGAUCCGACCCUGAGGAUGGCGUCAACCCGCAGGAGUACCGUGUCGAGGCUUACACGCCCCCGUACCUGCUGACCGGCAAGCCGCGCCCGAGUUUCGCCAUCACCAACAAGGACUGGGCCUGGGGCCAGGCUGGCAUCCCAAUCACUCUGGGUGCUGCCGCCCAGAACGGCGGUGCCGGCAUCACGGCCACCCUGCUGGGCUCCGUGGGGUCGACCCACGGCAACUCGAUGGGUGCCCGCACUCUCAUGCCUGCCAUCCGCUGCGCGGGCACUUCGUGCACCAUCGACGCCCCGCCCAACGCCCACGUCUGCCCUCCCGGCUGGUACCAGCUCUUCAUCCUCGACGGUGGCGUGCCGGCGGUUGGUGUCUAUGUCCGCAUCGGUGGCGACCCCGCCGGUCUGGGCAACUGGCCUACUGGCAGCACCUUUACCAAGCCUGGUAUUGGUCCCGUCCAGCAGUAAAUGUGGGCGCGGCUUUCACGUCCCGUCCUGCCUUUCCGCUCUUUGUCGCUUUUCCCUGUAGCCCAUAACUACGUAAUAGCAGGGCAUGUCUUUAGCGUUUCCUCUUAGAUAAUCAAUCAAUACCAGCCUGCGCUUCUUUGCUUCCUA